This is a messenger RNA of Clonostachys rhizophaga, 2121 nucleotides long. NCBI's taxonomy places the organism in Eukaryota, Fungi, Ascomycota, Sordariomycetes, Hypocreales, Bionectriaceae. The record is from the annotation of a GenBank genome assembly.
AUGCUUGGUCGCGUGUUGUUGCGCCUUCUACUGGCUGUAUCACUGGCACAUGUUGCCCUCGCUUGGAAUAAAGGCGAUUAUUUUUACAGAGAGAAACCCUUUGACCCCGUCGAGAUCGUGUACCCCGUAGGACAUCGCAAGCAUAAGUUCAGUCAGCGCCCCGCGCUCGAUGACAUGGCGGUCCCAAUGCGUGUCAGCCAAUUCCCACACACCGGAGACGGCAAGAUAUGGGCUGAUUGGGACGACAGCGACCUCCAACAUACACCAAAAAAGAAUAUCACCUGGUUGCGGGUGCCCACAAACUCGUCCCGGGUCGUGGAACGGGCUUUUCUUAAAGUUGUUCGGGAUCACUGGAGAUCGAGGUCCAUCGUGACUCUGCCUUGGCCGAACGGCUUCAUUCUACCGUUGAUUCGCAUGCGGGGCAAGGAGUCCCACGGCACCAGCAAUAUUCUGGUCCUCCCGGACGGGCCAGGAAUCCCGGGGACGAAGAUGAUCGAGGAACAAGGCGAGGAGCUGUUCCAGUUUGUCGGGGAAAAGUACAACCUGGUCGGCUUCGACGCUCGUGGCGUGGGACAAUCCGACCCGGCAAUCGCUUGCGAACGUAAAUUAUGGCGCUCGUUCCCCAAGGCAUUCUUCACCGAACAGUACGCCAAUAUCGGCCGCGAGGCCUAUGCGUUUGUCAGGUAUUGCGCGUUUUCAGGCGGGCCACAUUACUUUUACGUCAACACGCCACAGGUCGUUGAAGACAUCAACUCCAUUAUAUUCGGCCUGGGACAAGUCAAAGCGCACCUCUGGGGGUUCGGCUAUGGCACCAUCGUGGCCCAGUCCUACGCCACGAGGUGGCCUGAAAAGGUCGGCAGGAUGGUCUUUGACGGUGUCUCUGAUAUGGAUCAAUGGUACCGGACGAAGUACCACGAAACGCGAUACCAAGAUACAGACGCCGUAUUUCAGCAGGCGCUCACAGACUGCAUCGAAUUGGGGAGCGACUGCGCCCUCUCUAAGUUCGGGAAAGACUCGCACAGUUUGAAGGCUGCGAUCCUGACCUUUGGCAAAAGGCUCGCCCUGGGAAACUACCAGUAUGGGGAGGAUGCCAACUUCACCUACAACCAUAUGAUUGUGUGGAUAUACGGGAGCCUGGGCUGCAGAGCAAAGUUCCUGGAGAUGGCCCGACAUCUCGCCCGGUUCAUGGAGAGAGACGUUGGCGACACGCCCUUAGCCAUCCCCGCUCCAGAGCUUGGGUGGCGCCGAGAAUCGGACGCCGCAUUGAUCUACCAGUGCAAUGAUGGGAAGAGCGGCGUUCGGAAUGAUUAUCCCAGAAGCCAGAUGCGGAUGAAUGAGGAGAUGGCGCCGUUCGUCAACAGCUCUUUGUUCGGCAUACACUCGAUGCCGCUUUACCACGUGAAGCGGUUCUGGAAUGACCUCAAGAAUUUCCCGUACGAUUGGAUCAUAGAGCCGAUUGUUUAUACCCCCGUUCCCCCGCUCCUGAUGACCAACACCAUGGAUCCGUUCACGCCAAUCAGCUCGACCAAGGCCGCCCGCAUUAGAUGGCCGAACUCCAAGGUUAUCCAGCUCACCACGUAUGGGCAUCCCACUGUCGACAUGGUGUCGGAAUGCGCCAAGAGGCAUCUUCGGAAUUACUGGAUAAGGGGCAUUCUGCCCCAUCACGACGUGCUGUGCGAAGCGGAGCAAAAACCACCCCCCAGCCGGAAGAAGAAGAAUAAGAGGAUGAAGAAGAUGAAGAAGACGGGAGGCAAGAAGAAGAAGGGGGGUAAUAAGGGUGAUCAGUCUGAUACAGAGGCUGACGCUCCUCGAUCUGAUACAGAGAUUGACCCUUCUCAAUCUGAUAAGACGAAAAAGAAGAAGGGGGCCAAGAAGGGUGAUCAGUCUGAUACAGAGACUGACCCUUCUGAACCUGAUACAAAGGUUGACCCUUCUCAAUCUGAUAAGACGAAGAAGAAGAAGGGGGAGGCUGAACCUUCUGAAUUUGAUAUGGAGUUUGACCCUUCUCAAUCUGACGAAGAGGUUGACCCUCCUCGGUCUGACCCAGAGGAUGAACGGAGGAUGAUCCUCCUCGAUCUGAUAGAGGCUGAGCCUUCUGAAUCUGAUACAGAGGCUGAUUAA